Molecule: messenger RNA, 1154 nt
Organism: Osmerus eperlanus (European smelt)
Lineage: Eukaryota; Metazoa; Chordata; Actinopteri; Osmeriformes; Osmeridae
Gene: c27h5orf24
Product: chromosome 27 C5orf24 homolog
Exons: 2
Coding region: 430-1083 (217 amino acids)
Source: RefSeq, a predicted model, not a curated record
UGACGUACGAAGGGUGGAUCGGUGCUGCAAAAUCACGGCGUGUGCAACCCUUGUUUCGGGCAAAAUCCCAAAAUGUACGAUAGUGAAUAGUAUUGCCAUAAAUCUGGAUAAACGAUUGAACUGUAAUUCCUUUGCUUUAUUUCGAAUUCCCUUUUGGAAUAAGGCGCAUGCUCAGUCGUUUCCGUGGCUUAUUAAUUUUUAAUGGUAAUGGCUGCGUUUCUCAUCUAAACUCGAGCCGCAGAGGAAGACCUAUAAUAACGACUUCCCUUGGCUUCGGUUGAUGUAAACUGUCGUUUGGUGAAGCUUUUCAAAUCGAUCGCUCGUAAUCCACUUCGAAAAUGGACCGACUCUUGAUUUGAAUGAUGGAAGAUCUGUCAUUUUUGUGUUUAACCCUUUGCAUUCCAUGAUCAGCAAACAAUCGAGAAGAAAAUGAUGAGCCAGGUAGCCAACAAUGGGAGUGACUACUGCAUGAGUGGCAGGUCAUCCUGCCUGGCAGAAGAUGGCCACCACCCGUCCAAUCACUUCGACCUCUGCUCCGCCCAGUCCAACAAGUUCUACCCUCCACCCCCGCAUCCGCCCUCACUGCAGAUGACCCUAGCUCCCAUGCCCUUACCCCCCCAGAACCACCCCCACACCAAGCCCCUGCCCCCCCCGAAUCACCCCCACAGCAAGCCCAUGCCCUGCCAGAGGCAGGCGGGUGGGGGCGAACCGUGCCAGCCACCCGCUGGCAUCAAGAACGACAAAACCGACGACGCCAAGAAGAAGAAGGUGCCCGGGCGUUCCGGAAGGAGAGGCAGGCCAUCCGGGACCACCAAGUCCGCGGGCUACAGAACCAGCACCGGACGUCCUCUCGGUACAACCAAGGCUGCCGGGUUCAAGACCAGCCCGGGGAGACCGCUGGGUACCACCAAAGCGGCGGGCUACAAGGUCAGUCCAGGCCGCCCCCCGGGCAGCAUAAAGACCCUCUCCCGGCUCACCAAACUGGGCUACGGCCCCUGUAGCAGCACGGCAGCCUUUCCGUACGCUGUGCCACACAAGGGCAUCUGCACGCCCUCCUGCAAGGAGAAGGAGGCUAACGAGUAGAGCUCUCGCUGGUCUCUGUGCUUCUCUGGAGGAGGGAUUGUGUGCCGUAUACAGGUGGGAGUCAGAUGGCU